Molecule: messenger RNA, 759 nt
Organism: Metarhizium robertsii ARSEF 23
Lineage: Eukaryota; Fungi; Ascomycota; Sordariomycetes; Hypocreales; Clavicipitaceae
Product: amino acid adenylation domain-containing protein
Exons: 1
Coding region: 1-759 (252 amino acids)
Source: RefSeq, a predicted model, not a curated record
AUGGCGGCCGAAAUACAGAAACUAGAAAUGUCGGACGGUUUUCUCGUCUACGCCAACCCCAAGGCAGCCAUGGAGACGCAAUUCAUCCACAAGGAAAUCUUUCAAGACAAAUGUUAUGAUGUCGCACCCUUCCCCGAGGACGCCUUCAUGAUUGAUGCGGGAGGCAACAUUGGCAUGUUCAGCCUGUACAUGAAGAAGAAAUACCCGGCUGCCACAAUCCUAGCAUUCGAACCCGCACCGACGACUUUCAACACAUUCAAGAAGAACAUGGAACUGCACAACAUUUCAGGCGUGCAGGUCUACCAGUGCGGGCUGGGUCGUGAGAAUUCCAACGAGACGUUGACUUUUUAUCCCAACAUGCCCGGCAAUUCGACCUUGCAUGGUGGCGAAAAAGAAGAGUUUAUCAAGACGGCAGAUUCUGAACACCCUGUUAUUAAGUUGCUAAGCGAGGUCGAGCAGGUUCAGGUCGACGUCAAGCGACUAUCGGGGUUUCUAAACGAUCUUCCCGACCUGAAGCGGAUUGACUUGCUCAAGAUUGAUGUGGAAGGUGCGGAGCUGGACAUCUUCCGCGGACUGGACAAUGUACACUGGGACUUGAUUGAAAACAUUGUCUUGGAGAUUUGUGACCACAAUGGAGCAUUGGAAGAAGCUGAAGCGCUUUUGCGAGAGAAGGGAUUUGAGACUUCCAAGGAGUUGGCGGACUGGGCGCCGAAAGAGAUGCCGAUGUACAUGAUGGUAGCUAAACGGGCUCAUCACUAG